AUGUGCUUGCUUCACAACGUCCGCCCCAAAAGAGAUCCGUGCUCAGCCGCCAACAACAAUGAGGUAUGUGAGCAGCUGAAGAAGAACAUGUCCGUGCUCUUUCGAUCCUUUCCUAUUCUAUUAUUAUCCUAGUGAAUAGUUCUAGUCACAUGACUCAGACGCCUAUCAUCAUUUCCUUCUAUUCAGAUCACCGUCGAGCACACGGCAAUCAAAUGGACCGUCUCAUUCCAACUAAAAAUGAUCAUCGGACAGGCAACGCUCACAUGCAGAUGUCUAACCGAUGCGAAAAAGCUGGUGAGUGGGAGAAAGAGUCCGUGCAUUAUCGUGUCACGUGCUGACUGAAACCGCUUAUCACCUUUCUUUGUUCCAUCAUAAGCUGAUAAGUAGUUGUACAGAAAAGGAAUUGAAGUGAAGUUUAGAUAAGUGGAGAUGAGAAAAAAUCAAAAAAGUCUAGAGGGGGAAUCGACCUGAAAGAGCAACGGGAAAGUGCAGCAAGCGAUAAGAGUCUUCUUGUCAGGUGCUCGAUGUUCGUGAUCUGUCCAUCCGAUCGGUGUCCAUCAAUGGAAUCGACUGCGACUUCAGAAUCGCCCCGAACGUGUACACUUUCUUUGGAUCCAAAAUGUCCGUCUACCUACCUCCUCAACUCCAAAAGGCCGGAAACAUUCUGUAAGACUUGUUCCGUUGAACGGAUUCCAGAAUCAACAUAAUUUCAGGCAAGUCACUGUUGCUUAUGGAACUUCUCCGGAUGCGACUGCCCUUCAAUGGAUGAAGAAAGAACAGACCGCGGACAAAAGGGUAUUCUGAAUAAUCCGAGUGCUUCUUGCUCUCAUUCGAAAGUGUUCAGAUGCCGUACCUCUUCUCUCAAUGCCAGGCCAUUCACGCUCGUUCGAUCGUUCCCUGCAUGGAUACCCCCUCCGUAAAAAGCACUUAUGAGGCAGAAGUGACCGUGCCGACCGGAAUGACAUGUCUCAUGUCGGCCAUCGGACAGGGAUCCAAAGGCGACGACGAGGUGACGACGUUCUUUUACAAGCAGCCAGUGGCCAUCCCCAGUUACCUGAUCGCCAUUGUCGUCGGAUGCCUCGAAAAGAGGGACAUAAGUGACCGAUGCGCCGUGUGGGCUGAGCCGUCCGUAGUGGAUAAGGCGCAUUGGGAAUUCGCUGAAACCGAGGAUAUUCUUGCUUCCGCCGAGGAAAUUGCGGGAAAGUACAUUUGGGGAAGAUACGACAUGGUGUGUCUGCCGCCUUCGUUCCCCUUCGGAGGCAUGGAGAACCCGUGUCUGACCUUCCUGACGCCCACUCUGAUCGCUGGAGAUCGGUCACUGGUCAGUGUGAUUGCACAUGAGAUUGCACAUAGCUGGUCAGGCAACUUGGUAACAAAUUCCAGUUGGGAGCACUUCUGGUGAUAUCGUUCUCACUCUCUUUCUAUGAUAGAAUGUCGUUUAGGCUAAACGAAGGCUUCACAAUGUUCAUCGAGAGAAAGAUCUGCGGUCGACUGGUUUCAGAGGACUACCGGCAGUUCAUGGCGUUCAACGGCUGGACCAACUCGCUCAUUCCUGCUGUAAGUGCUUCUUUUUCUCUCUCUCUCUUUCUCUCUCUCUCUCUCUCUUCACUCACAAAUCACCCCACCCAAUUGUGCAUUUUGAACCCGAUGACUGAAGAUGCGAAUGUGCAACAGAUAAGCGGCUUAUCACACAUUCCCUUCUCCGAAAAGUGACGGUUGCAAAGUUCGAAUUUUGCAGGUCUAUGAACAAUUCACUCCGACUCAUCAGUUCACAAAAUUGAUCCAAGAUCACACGAAUGUCGACCCGGAUGUCGCGUUUUCUUGUGUUCCGUACGAGAAGGGAUCUGCUCUGCUCUUUUAUCUUGAGCAGAAACUCGGCGGAAGUGAAGUGUUCGAAGCGUACCUCAAAGAUUACCUCACGACUUUUGCUCAUCAAGCAAUUGACAGUUGGCAGUGGAAAGAUCACUUGUACAGAUACUUUGCCGAUCAGAAAGAGGUGCUCGACUCGGUCAACUUCGACCUCUGGUUCAACGGCGUCGGAAUGCCGCCCGAGAAGCCAAACUACGGACAGUCAAUGGUGGAGGCGUGCGAAACGCUUCUGAACAAGUGGUUGAACGCAGAUGAGAAGACUGUGAACGAUAUCACCGGAGAGGACUACUUUGCGAUGCAACCACUGCAGCAGAUCGAGUUGCUCUCCCAGUUGUGGCAGCACAAUCCGCCCAUCGAGCACUACAAACUGGAAGCACUCAACAAACUGUACAGACUGAACGAGUCGCAAAACUCGGAACUCCUUCUCAAGUAAGUAGAACUUCCUUUCCGUCAGAAACCAUCUGUGCCGUUCAGCUGGCUCCGUCUGUGCAUAAAAUCAAAGUGGGAAGCCUGCAUUCCGAAGGCGUUGGACUUUGUGAACUCGCAGGGACGUCUCAAGUUCUGCAGACCUAUUUACAGGUGUGACACUCAAAAUGCUCAUUCUCUAGUGUGUUUCCCAUUUCAGAGAUCUGGCUCAAUGGCCAGUUGCGAACAAAAGAGCGCGGGACGUUUAUCUGAAGGGUCGUGGUCAGAUGCAUCCGAUCACGGCGGAGAUGAUCGCCAAGGAACUGCACAUCCGCCAUUCCACCCACACCGUCUGCUUCUAA
Messenger RNA from Caenorhabditis sp. 36 PRJEB53466, 2636 nucleotides. NCBI's taxonomy places the organism in Eukaryota, Metazoa, Nematoda, Chromadorea, Rhabditida, Rhabditidae. The record is from the annotation of a GenBank genome assembly.